Molecule: messenger RNA, 996 nt
Organism: Penicillium psychrosexuale
Lineage: Eukaryota; Fungi; Ascomycota; Eurotiomycetes; Eurotiales; Aspergillaceae
Product: CAZyme family GH35
Exons: 4
Coding region: 1-996 (331 amino acids)
Source: RefSeq, a predicted model, not a curated record
AUGUCGCGACUUAUUGUGAUCCUCGGUAUUACGGGUGUGCAACUGAAGGGAAGUUCCGUCGCCGACGCUUACCUUCUGAAUCCGGGCUGGAAGAUUCGCGGUGUGACGCGCAAUCCGGCAUCUGAUACUGCAAAGAAAUGGGAGAUCAAAGGUGUUGAAGUGAUCAAAGGUGACCUUGAUGAUGUGGCAUCCUUGAGCCAAGCCUUUGUGGGAGCCGACAUUAUUUUAGGUGUCACCGACUUCUGGACAAUCUUCAAAGAUCCAGAAAGCCAUCAGAAGAAGAAGCCCGGCCAAUCACUUGUGGAAUAUUGUCACGACGUCGAGCUCCAACAGGGCAAGAAUAUUGCCGAUGCUGCGGCCACUGUUCCUGGCCUAUCCCGAUACAUCUUCAGCUCAAUGGCCCAUGCGAAGAAUUCCAGUAACAGCAAGUUCACCGAACUUUAUCACAUGGAUUCUAAAGCAGACGCUGCCAUCUACGCACAGAGCAUCCCUGCCCUGGCUGGAAAAUUCUCGCAGGUUCAGGCGCCCAUAUAUUUCCAGCUCCCUUGGGAGUGGGGACUUCCUACAACCCCGAGGAAGGAAGUUGAUGGCACCUGGCGAAUGACAGGAAUUGGCCCAGGUGACAAGGGCAUUCCGUUCGGACAUGUCCGCAAGGAUUUCGGCCCUUGCGUCAGGGCAGUUGCAGAGUCCGAGCCUAAUGUCAAUUUAUUUGCUGUUGGAGAAUAUGUAUCGUGGUCAGAUUACCUCCGGAUCUUUUGCGAAACCCUAGGUUUCAAGUACGGUGGCUAUGACGAGCUUUCCUACGAUAAAUUCUGCGAGUUGCUUCCCGGAGGUCUUGGUCACGAAUUUGCUCACAAUGUAUUAUUUGCACAUGAGUUCGGGUACGAAGGUAUCGAUCCUGCUGUUGUAAGACCAGAGAAGCUUGGUUUGAAAAUGACCUCGUUCCGUGAAUAUUGCCAAGAGACUGAUUUCUCGGCACUGGGCGGUGAUAAAUGA